UUUUGUUUUUUUUAGACAAUGAAAAGAAAGUUAUGUUAUAUUAUAUUGAUCCAAUAUGGAUGAACAGAGUUGCCCAAGAUGUAAAACCACAACAUAUAGAAACAAAAAUCUGAAACUACUGGUAAAUGUUUGUGGACAUAAGUUAUGCCAGACAUGUGUCGAUGUAUUGUUUUCGAGACCUUCUGCUGCCUGUCUACAGUGCAAUACUCCUUUGAGAAGGAGUGAUUUUAGAGUGCAGCAAUUUGAAGAUGCCAGUGUUGAACGAGAAGUGGAUAUACGAAAAAAAAUUGUUAAAAUAUAUAAUAAAAGAUGUGAAGAUUUUGACUCACUACGAUCAUACAAUGACUAUCUUGAAGAAGUCGAAACAAUAAUUUUCAAUUUGGCCAACAAAACGAGUGUAGAGGAGACCAAGAAGAAGGUGGAAUUGUAUAAAAGAGAGAACGAAAAGAUUAUUCGGAAAAACAACUCAAAAUUAAAUCAAGAAGAAGCUCUUUUGAAGGCAACCCUUGAAACAGAGAAAUUAAACGCGGAGGAAAAACGAAAACAACUUUUGUUGGAAGAAAAGGAUUUGCUAACGCAGAAACGAAAAGACAAGGAAAGCCUGAUCAACGAUCUGAUCUAUGCAAAUGCCCCAGCUGAGGAAGUGAUAGCUCGCCACCUGCAUGUCAAACGGCAACAGGAACAAGAGGAGCUCGAAAAGAAAUCAUUCUUCUUUUCAGAAAAGAACAAAUUGAAGAAUAUGACUCAAUUGUCGAAUAAGCCAAUCAUCGAAGCGCCUCUAUUUGAGUAUAAACCACCUAAAAUGGAAUGGUAUGGACCAAGUCCGCCUGAGAGUGAGGCCGUCGAGAUAAAUGGCUACUUAAAUCACAUACGAGCUGCAUCGGAAUCCGAAAAAGCUGGUGGAUAUUCGGAAUCGAUUGCUUGCCGUAGAGCUAUACAAGAAGCCUUUGAUUGUUUGUUUUUGUGAGCUAAAGUUGCGGUUGCGGUACAAUGUCAAGUAUGAACGAAGUUGACAUCUCAAAGUCGUAUUUACAUAAUACUCUUUCUGGAUGCUAUAUUGAUGUUAAAGGAUGGUCAUUUGUUGUUAUAGACAAUAAAACGAGACUUUUUUUGUUUUACGAACUGUUAAUAUCAAUUUAUAAACGCUUAAAAAAUCUUAUACAUAUUUAUUCAUGUUUAAGUUGUUGGCCGCGGUUUAAAUGUA
Messenger RNA from Hydractinia symbiolongicarpus, 1204 nucleotides. Its product is annotated as CDK-activating kinase assembly factor MAT1-like. Lineage: Eukaryota; Metazoa; Cnidaria; Hydrozoa; Anthoathecata; Hydractiniidae. The record is from RefSeq and is a predicted model, not a curated record. Bases 56 to 967 code for a protein of 303 amino acids. Gene Ontology annotation, biological process: regulation of transcription by RNA polymerase II; positive regulation of cyclin-dependent protein serine/threonine kinase activity; nucleotide-excision repair. Gene Ontology annotation, molecular function: cyclin-dependent protein serine/threonine kinase activator activity. Gene Ontology annotation, cellular component: transcription factor TFIIH holo complex. The transcript has 8 exons.